UGCGACCCCUACCGGCAGCUGGUAGUUACACCAACAGACAGCAAACUGGUGACGUGGUUCGGUCCGUUGACCAGAGCAGCAGCAGUAGCAGUAUGGCCGACCAGAGCAGGCAAAUAAAACUCGCUGCAGCUAAGAAAAAGCUGAAGGAGUUUCAGCAGAAGAGCUCUCCUACUAGUGUGGGAGUGGAAAAGGGAGGAGGAGGAGGAGGUGGUGGUGGAGGUGGAGCAGGGGCCAAAAAGAAGAGGAAGGUGAAGGGACUGAACCAACAUGAUGCAUCUUCAACAGGCAGAAACUCUCCAGACAAUUUUGACAAUAUUCUGAAAGCACUUAGUCAAAGCAAUGGAGUAGUUCUACCUCCUAAUGGCAACAGUCAGACCUUUGCUGACGUGGAGUCCGUCGGGUCACCAGUCCCCCAGCUGCUGGAGGACCCGAAGGCAGAGCCUGACCGCGGCUCGCCUGUGCCUAACCCCGCUAGCGCUAACACUCCUACUAAUCCCGAGUCUGUCGGUCACAACACUGACCUGCAGGACUAUACCGACACCAAUGGCAAUGGGAGUUUAACUGAAGAAAAAAGACCACUGUCUUCCACAGAGAGCCUGCGACAGCUCUCACAGCAGCUGAACGGCCUGGUCUCUGGGUCAUCUGCUGCGUAUGUGAAUGGAGACAGUCCCCCUGCCAUGGGUGAGAGAGAGCUGGAGGGUCGGAACCAGGAGCUGUCAGCCGCCCUGGAGUCCAGCAACAUAACAAACUCUCAGCUAAAUACCAAGUUAGACCAGCUGGCACAGCAAUCUCAGGUGCUCUCUGAACAGCUGCAAAAGGAGCGGAAAGAAUUUGAUCAGAAAUCUUCGAAAGAGCAGGGAGCCAUGCGGGAGCAAUUACAGGUUCACAUCCAGACUAUUGGAAUACUGGUAUCUGAGAAAUCAGAGCUACAAACAGCACUACAAUACACACAACAUGCUGCGCGGCAGAAAGCAGCUGAGGCAGAGGACUUGAAUAACCGUCUGCAGGGAACAAAGCAGAGAGUAUCCGAGCUGGAGAGAACUCUCUCUUCUGUCUCAACACAGCAAAAACAGUUUGAAAAGCAAAACAAAGAGUUUGAAAAGGAGCGAGACAGCCUGAGACUAGAGGUGUUUAGACUAAACAAUUUGAGUGAGGAGUCGAAGCAGCAGGGCUCAGAGCUGUCAGAGCAGAUAAAGCUGAGAACACAGGAGAAUGGAGCAAUGAGGAUGGAGUUGGAAGAUCUUCGCAAGAGACUCGAGAUAGCUGACCUCAUGUUGCAACAGUGCUCCAGCCAGUCAGAUCCCUCUAAUGCCGCCCAGCAGGUCCAGUUACUGCUGGGAGAGAAGCAGCAGCUGGAGGCACACAAUCACCAGCUGAUGGAGUCGAUAUCCCAGCUGCAGACGGAGAGAGACUGCUAUGCAGAGCAGAUCCAGGAGGAGGGCCGUGUAUGGAAGGACAAAACAGAACAGCUGCUAACACAGGUUUCUUUGGUAGCAGAGGAGAGGGACAGAAACAUCAACCGAGUCCAAGAACUGGAAGCCAGCAUCACAGAGCUGCAACAUGCUGCAGCGUUGUUGUCCCAGGAGAGAGAGGCUCAGGAUAAUGCGGAGCCUCAGUCCUCGGGGCCCUCAGAGAGCGAGGUGGCUCUGCAGGAGGCCCUCAACACUUUGCAUCAGGAGAAAGACGCUCUCACUGCACAGUACCAGGCACAGCUGCGAGAUAACGAGCAGCUGAGCCGCAUGUGUACAGAGCAGGAGACGCGUCUGGGAGAGCUGGAGCGGCAGUUAGAGAGCCAGGUCCAGGAGGACGGGGACCGCCGACGCAUGUUAGAGGAUGUUCAGUCAGAUAAGGCCACCAUUAGCCGAGCUCUCACUCAGAACCGAACGCUGAAGGACCAGCUGGCUGAGCUACAGAACGGAUUUGUCAAACUGACCAAUGAGAACAUGGAGCUGACCGAUGCCAUCCAGACAGAGCAACAUGUGAAAAAGGAGCUUGCUCGCAGAAUGGGUGAACUGCAAGAGGAACUGCACAACUUCAAGGAGCAGCUGGAACAGAAGAGUCAGGACACUCAGGGUCUGAUGGAGCAGAGGGACCAGGUGGCCGCCCAGCUGCAGCAGUACUGUGCCGGCUACCAGACCCUGGUCUCAGAGAGGGAACAGAUCCACCACCAGUACCUGAAGCAGAUCCAGCUCAUGGACCGGCUGCAGCACGAUGAGAGCCAGGGCCGCAUGCACCUGGAGAUCAGUCAGAAUCAGCUCAAGCAAGCGCAGGAUUAUUUGGAUCUUUUGGUCAAAGACAACGAGCAGCUGAAGGUGGAGGUGAAGGAUCUGCUCAACAGUUCAGCACUUGGCUCGGCCAGAGACCAAGGAGAUGGAGUGGAGAGCCAGUCCAUGCAAGAGAGCCCAGAGCAGUCCUCCUCCAUAGUCAUCCCAGAAGACUUUGAGAGCAAGAAAGACAUGGAGGAGUUUAUCCGUGGAGCUUUGUCUCGGGUUGAGGCGGAGAGGGACGAGGCCAGAAGGCAACUGGAGGAGGAGCACAGGCACCACAUGGCGGCCAGGCACCAGGCCUCUAUGGCCCUCAGCCUGGAGCAGCAGCACCACAGCCACACAGAUGUUCACGACCAUGACCAUCACCAUGAUCAUGAGCAUGACCACGAGCAUCACCAUGAUCAUGACCACGACCAUGAUCAUCACCAGGACCAUGAUCAUGACCAUCCCCAUGAUCAUGACCACGACCAUCACCAUGAACACGACCAUCACCAUGAGCACGAUCCCUCUCAGGACCCACACAGUCACUGUGAACACGGCCAUGAGCAUUCAGAAGGAGGAGUGCCGGUGGAAGUUCAUCAGGCUCUGCAAGCUGCCAUGGAGAAGCUUCAGCAGCGCUUCACCUCCCUCAUCAGAGAGAAGGCCGACCUGAAGGACAGGGUGGAGGAGCUGGAGCACCGCUGCAUCCAGCUGUCUGGAGAGACUGACACUAUCGGAGAGUACAUAGCCCUGUACCAGAGUCAGCGGGCCAUCAUGAAGCAGAAGCACCAGGAGAAGGAGCACUACAUCAGCAUGCUGGCCCAGGACAAGGAGGAGAUGAAGGCGAAGCUGGCGGAGCUGCAGGACCUGGUGAUGAGGCUGGUGUCUGAGAGGAACGACUGGUACAGCCGCUACACCGCAGCUGUGGCAGGAGCGGGCUCAGUGAACCCCGACCUGCUUCCUGUUGGGGAGGAUCACACACACCAAGAGCACCAAGCACAUUCACACACACAUCUUAAUGCUGACAGCGGAGCAGAAGCCAUGGAGGUCAUCCCUCUGUCGGAGCCCACCCCCGGCCUGGAAGCCCCCUCGUCACAGGCCCAGUCGAGUGGGACGUCCCAGACUGACUCCAAGUCCCUGGGGCCCAAAGAGGACGGCACAGCCCAGCAGAUCAUGCAGCUGCUCCAAGAGAUCCAGAACCCCCAGGGAGCGCUCAGGUCACCCCCCUUCCUCGGGGAGAACCCCUGCAUCCCCUUCUUCUACCGGCCUGACGAGCAGGACGAAGUCAAGAUCCUGGUGGUGUGAGGUGUGUGUGUGUGAGACAGAGGUCGAUGUGUGUGUAUGAGAUAUUGGACAUGUCUUGAAGUCUGGGGAUUAUUGAACACCACAGUUUGUAGCUUGUUGAUCAUAUACUCACAAACACUCCUGAAGAAAUAUGGCACCCUGCAACACUGGUCCCAGAAUGUGUUUGACCCGGUUACAUUAAAAACACCCCCUCCCAGUUCUGUGUGGUGGCACUAAUGUGCAUGGUUAAAAAGAGAGUAUUAUCUAUUUGUUGUUUACUACGUUGUCUUUUUUGUCUAUGAUGCUCUUCCCAGAGAGAUAACCAGUAUCUGAUUAUUCUCCAAACCACCAUUUUUAUUCACCAUCCCUCGUCUCCUAUUUUACACAUAAGUGCAAUAAAGGGGCCGUGUAUUGGGUCUCCUUUCUGAUACAGUACCUAAAGAGCUGUUCAAAAUAAGGAGCCUGUUUGUGUGCAACUUCACUCUAGUGCAAAUAUCAGUUUUACAAAAAUUCAUUGUACAAAUGCCAAAAAAGAGCAUCACGUUUGAAUGUAAUAACCCGGAUAUUUACCCGUAUGUUUGUGUGAUGAGAGGAGAGCUGAUGAUGGUGGUGAAAGGGUGCACGAGGAGAAGAGAGAUGCAGAGUGAGAUGUAAGUUAAAAGUCAAGUUAAGAGUGCACAUAAUAGCUUUUGAAUUGUUAGCGCUGUUAUGUAGUCAAGUCAAAAGCUUGCUAGUUACAUGAUGAGGUUCAGAACAGAUGGAUGCAGGUGUCGCAGAUCGGUACUGUUCCUUUUCUCUACCUUUUAGCUCCUCCUCCAAACACUGAAAACCAUCGUCUGUCUGUACAGUGUGUAAUGUUAAUACAUGUGAAAUGUUUGUGUUGUGAUGUCAAACAUCCUGUUAAACUGAGAGAAGGAGGGGAUAGAUGCAAUUUAAAGACCCCAUGAUAAAAGAAAACACAUUUAAGUCAAAGUUGUUAAAGAAUCUUUUGUAAUUAUUUAUAAUUCAGAACAAUUAUAAAGCUGUGGUUGCUGUGCUUUGGGCUGCUUUCCGCAUUGUCGUUUUUUCCCAGUUGUACUUUAUCUUUGUCAUUAGCAUGAUAGAGAUACGGUGCAAUAACUCGAGGGAUACAGGAAGUAUGGUAAAUUCUCUUUAUCUGCACUCAUAAUUCAUCUUUCUUCUUCAAAUUUCCUUAAUCUCAGACAUUUUGUUGGCCUCAUCAAAAAACGUCCACUCACUAUUUAUUUAUUUUGUUCCCUUAUCAAAGCUGCUCAUCCCGAACCAUAACUUCAUGGGGUCUUUAAGUUUCUAAACACAUUGACACUAUUGAUAAGAACCAGUUUCUUCCAGUUACAUUUGCUUGUAGUUCCACAUAUCAAAUAUGAAUGAAUGCAAAUCCUUUACAACUGGACUGUGAGAGUGCGUGAUGCGUGUGUGUGAGAUCCAAACUGUUUCCUCUCCAGACGAAGCUGCAUCUGUUGUACUUUUUUGUAGAGUUCUAUCAGUUUAUAAGAUUGCACUAAAACUGUACAAAGCUUCUCAUUCGGCUCUGUCCUUUGUGGCUGGUUGGACAGUGGUAGAGCUUCAAAGCCUGUUUAAUACAUUCUGUGGAGGAAACGUUGAAUCCUAUGAAGCCACACCAAAGCUGAGGGUUCCAGCUGAUGCAAAUGAUUGAAAGUGUGUGUGUGUGUGUGCAGUGUUGCACUUGGAGGAUGUAUUGUAAAUAUGAACAGAAGGAGCAUGUGACGUUAUUCCCAAAGCUGUGGGAAUAAAUCAGAAUUUGUGAAAAUGAACAUCUCUUUCCGAAACUAGUCAAACGUGUUGUGCAACAUGUGCAUUUUCUUUUGGGCAUUGGAAAGGAUUUUUUCUGAACUUAAGAUGUUGCAAGUGCCUAGCUUUACAUGAGAGAUGCUCUUGUUCAUAAAUGUAGAUUGGCGGAUGGAUUGAUUUGAUGGACACUUCUUCACUGUAAAGCUCUUUCCCUUUGCUACUAAUAACUAAGAGUUAUCACGGCUUAAAAUAUCCAUUUAAGGACCAAAUCAUGGCAAAGGCCUUUUUUUAGAGUCUUUCCAUGGUUUGAAUAUGCAAGGACAUGAGGGUCUUACUGCAAAUCUUACUAAAAUCCCACUCACUACUUUUGGAGGUAUUUUAACCUUCUCAUUUGGAUGUUUUUGAAUUUUAAGAUCCUCUGAUGUGUUUUACUUUCAGGUAGAAGACACAUUUGUUCGAUUAUUGAAUUGCACACUUGAUAUUUAUCACUGAAUGCAACAGGACAGAAAGUGUUAGUGCAAAUUGUGGUAUUUUUUGCCUAUUAUAGAACGAAAAAGUCAUAUGUGGAGGCCAUAUGUACCUGGUGUUUUUUACAGGCAAAGUAAACAUUGUUGCGUCUUCCCUAAACCACAGCACUUUGAUAGUACCAGGUGGUUUUGGGAUAAAUGUACUUAAUCAUUCUUGAUUUAAAAAUUCCUCGCUUCUUAGCAUUCUGUCACUUUUUGGUUUCCUUUGAAACAUGCCACAAUAUAUAUUUUUCCUUUAUUUAGUUUUUGGUCUAACCAAAAGGUAAAUAUACAAUAAAAAUAACUUUAGUGUUUUUGCGGGGCUUAUGAAAUCAACUGGGAUAAAAUUACUUUCCAUAAUUUCGAAUUCCCUGUUAAAUAUGUAAUGCGUGAUUGAAACGAAAAGCAAUGGGAAAGCAUUUAUUGUCUUUACUGGAAAAGAGGUGGUGUAAAUACUGUAACUGUGUAACAUAUUGUAUAUUCAUUAUGCCUGGUGUGUGGGGGAAGUGCUGCUCUGCCAUGUUCACUGGCAGUGCGGACUGUGUGUCUGAAGUUUGUUCAGAGUCGAGGUGUGGGCGGUUACUGACUGGCUGUGAUUUAAUACAAAGAUUGACUUAAGAAAAUAUUCUAUUUAUUUGGAAUAAGUUAGUAUCUCAACUAAUCAGUUUUAAUGUAAAAUAGAAGUGGAUGGAAAUGAAGGAUCAUUCAGAGAACUGAUUUGUUCGAGGGCUGCUUCUGACAGAAGCUUUCUGAUUUUUUGUUUUGUUUCCCUUGAGUAAUAUUUUCUCUCCUUCUCCUGAAUAAAACUGAUUGAGCAACUUGAAAACA
Molecule: messenger RNA, 6634 nt
Organism: Trematomus bernacchii (emerald rockcod)
Lineage: Eukaryota; Metazoa; Chordata; Actinopteri; Perciformes; Nototheniidae
Gene: golga2
Product: golgin A2
Exons: 28
Coding region: 93-3551 (1152 amino acids)
Biological process (GO): Golgi organization
Cellular component (GO): Golgi cis cisterna; Golgi cisterna membrane; cis-Golgi network
Molecular function (GO): protein binding
Source: RefSeq, a predicted model, not a curated record